Messenger RNA from Chenopodium quinoa (quinoa), 2193 nucleotides. RefSeq names its product putative disease resistance protein RGA3. The record is from RefSeq and is a predicted model, not a curated record. Gene Ontology annotation, biological process: defense response to other organism. NCBI's taxonomy places the organism in Eukaryota, Viridiplantae, Streptophyta, Magnoliopsida, Caryophyllales, Amaranthaceae. The transcript is spliced from 2 exons. Gene Ontology annotation, molecular function: ADP binding; protein binding. The coding region runs from base 1 to 2193 and encodes 730 amino acids.
AUGGAUCUUGGAACCGUGUUGUCCGUUGCUCAAACUCUGUUUGCUUCUCUUCAAUGUUCGGAGCUCAAAGAAUUGAGCUCCUUUUUUGGCGUUGGGUAUAAAUCCCAACUUGAAGACCUCCAAGAGACUGUCUCCACUGUCAAGGCUGUGCUCCAAGAUGCUGAGAUCAAGCAGGACCAGCUUUCUUCUGAAGCACAACUCUGGAUUCAGAAGCUCAAGGAUGCUGUUUAUGAUGCUGACGAUUUGUUGGAUGAGUUCGUCACUCUUGUUAAGCAAAAGCAGCUCAUCAAGGGUCAGAAACUCUCCAAAAAUGUGAGUCUCUUCUUUUCUCGUUACAAUCCUAUUAAGAUAGCUCACUCUAUGUCCCAAGAGGUUAAGAAAAUUCGGAGGAAGUUAGAUGCUAUUGCCAAAAAUCACUCUCAAUUUGGCAUUAGUAUUGAUCCUCAGCCUAUCAGGAGGAGGAGGGAGGAGACAUGUUCUUACAUCUGUGAGCGUAGUAUCAUUGGGAGAGAGGAUGACUUGGAGGAACUUUGGGAAUCGGAGGAAUGGGGAAAACUGCUCUUGAGGUUGUGGACUUGUGUCUCUGAUCAUGAUCAGGUGCAGUUGGAUGUGGAAAGUAUACUUCGUAAGAUUUAUGCUUCAACUGGUCAAACGCAUGAGGAAUCUACCAUAGAAAGGUUACAAAGCAAACUUCGAGAAAAAUUAUCAGGCAGCAAAUACUUGCUUGUUUUAGAUGAUGUAUGGACUGAGAAUCGCAACCACUGGCUUAAGCUUGUAGAGUUCUUAUUGGGAGGCCAGAGGGGAAGUUGGGUUGUGGUAACAACACGGUCGCACAAGACAGCCCAAAUUGUAGGGGGUGGUAAAAAAUAUGAGCUCCAAGGGUUGUCAAAGGAGAAUUCAUGGUCCUUGUUUAAGAAAAUAGCAUUUGGAUCAGAACAAUUAAGCCCUCACGAAGAUUUGUUGAAGAUUGGCCGAGAGAUUGUUGAAGGAUGUGCCAGUGUCCCUCUUGCCAUAAGAGUGGCAGGGAGUCUUCUGUAUGGUCAAGACAAGAGUAGAUGGAUAUCAUUUCAGGAGAUUGGGUUAUUCAACUUCAGAGAAAGCCAAAAGGACAUCAUGCCUAUACUCAUGUUUAGUUAUCAUCAACUUGAAUUGCCCCUCAAAAGUUGUUUCACAUACUGUGCAUUGUUCCCAAAAGACACUGUCAUAGAGAAGGAGUUGUUGAUAAGCCUUUGGUUGGCACAGGGCUACGUUGUUCCGUUAGAUGAUGGUCAAAGGUUGGAAGAUGCUGUUGAGGAGUAUUUUACUAUUCUGAUGCGGAGAUGUUUUUUUCAAGAUGUAAAGCAUGAUGAAUAUGGUGACAUUAUUUCGUGUAAGAUACACGAUCUAAUGCAUGAUAUUGCUCAAAAUGUAGCAGGGAAGAAAAUUUGUUAUAAAAAUUCUGUAACAGACAUUAUGGAUAGAGAAGUCCGACAUAUUUCCCAUGUACGAAGUACAUCCUUGCAAUACUCUUUUUCUAAGACCCACAUUCGUUCCUUUCUGGAUGUUGGUUCAUGGUAUGUUCCUGUUGGGAUUGACGAAUCUUCCUUGAAGGCAUUAGUAGCAAAUUGGAGGUUUUUGAGGGUGUUGGAUUUGAGUAGGUCUGGUAUAAAAUGUUUGCCUUACUCAAUAGGUGAAUUGUUGCAUUUAAGAUAUUUAGAUCUCUCAUACAAUGGUAUAGAUGUGCUUCCGCAAUCAAUUACCAAGUUAUAUAAUUUACAGACAUUGAAAUUAUAUAUGUGCACGCAAUUGAAAGAGUUACCAAAAGAUUUGAUGAAGUUGGUUAACUUGAGGAUAUUGGACAUAAAGGCUUGUUAUGAACUAAGUAAUAUGCCAAAGGGCUUGAGUAAGUUGAGUUGCCUUCGUGUGCUGAGUAUGUUUGUAGUGGAUGGAUUAAAGGCAAGUCAGAAGCAAUGGUUUGAUCAACUGGGGGAGCUAAAAAGACUUAACAGCCUGAAAGGUGAUCUUUCUGUCAGAAUCAGAUUUUUUGAAAAUGCCAGCGCAGUUAAGGAAGAUAUAGAUAGGGAAGGAGCAUAUUUGAGGGAUAAGGAACAUCUCAAAUUUAUUAGAAUAGACUUUGAUGGUACGGGGAUUGAUGAUGAAGAAGCAAGGAGAUUAAUGGAAGAGCUGCAACCACAUCCGAAUCUCAGGGGAUAA